AUGCAUCUUCUCUUCCUUCAGCUGUUGCUACUCCUGCCUCUAGGGAAAGCUGCAAGGCACGGGGAUGGCCGCCAGAGUCAGAAUUCUGUUUCUCUCUUGCUCCUAGAAAGGCAUCGCAGAGAGCUCUCCUUGGGCAACCAUGAGGAAGCUGAGGAGAAGCCAGAUCUGUUUGUGGCAGUGCCACACCUAAUAGGUGCCAGCACUGCAGGGGAAGGCCAGAGGCAGAGAGAAAAGAUGCUGUCCAGGUUUGGGAGAUUCUGGAAGAAGCCUGAGAGAGAGCUGCACCCACCCCAGGGCUCAGUCAGUGAGCAAUUCUUCCCUGGGACCCAGGGUCUCACUCAGCCAAAGGAUGGGAUGCCAAUGGAGAAAUCUCCUCUUCGGGAAGAAGCCAAGAAAUUCUGGCACCAUUUCAUGUUCAGAAUGAGUCCAGCUUCUCAGGGGAUCAUCCUGCCCAUCAAAAGCCAUGAAGUCCAUCGGGAGACCUGUAGGACGGUGCCCUUCAGCCAGACUAUCACCCAUGAAGACUGUGAGAAAGUGGUUGUACAGAACAACCUUUGCUUUGGAAAAUGCGGGUCUGUUCGUUUUCCUGAAGCUGCGCAGCACCCCUACACCUUCUGCUCCCACUGCCUGCCUGACAAGUUCACCACGAUGCACUUGCAGCUCAACUGCACUGGCCUGGCCCCCGUGGUCAAGCUGGUGAUGCUGGUGGAGGAGUGUCAGUGCAAGGUGAAGACAGAGCAGCAGCAUGGCCACCCCGAACAGGCUGGCUUUCAGGCAGAAUUUCACAUCCAGGAUCCCUUUAUCCCAGGACUUUCAACAUAA
Messenger RNA from Lipotes vexillifer (Yangtze River dolphin), 822 nucleotides. RefSeq names its product cerberus 1, DAN family BMP antagonist (gene CER1). The record is from RefSeq and is a predicted model, not a curated record. NCBI's taxonomy places the organism in Eukaryota, Metazoa, Chordata, Mammalia, Artiodactyla, Lipotidae. The transcript is spliced from 2 exons. The coding region runs from base 1 to 822 and encodes 273 amino acids.